AUGAGAGGCUUAUGGGCUCAAGCGUCUCGACCAAGACUCAGAGGCUCUCAAUAUCUCUCGUCGACCGACUCUCUCAGCUCUACCCUUGUUCGAAAAACCACAACCAGACCUCCAAGACGCCGGCCAGGCUUUGGUGAUGCUUUUACCGUCCUCUUGACCCCUGUCCUUGCGGCCGCCCUCUUCGUCGAUACCAGUUGGAAGGCUAAACAGCGGAAGGACUGGGAGGAGAGGCUCGCUGCCAUCGACAAUGAGAUAGAUUCGCUCAAGGAGCGGGAGCGGCGGCUCCGGAGCACCCUCCAGCUCCGUAACACCCUCUCUGGACUAUCUCAGCAACGGAGAAACUAUGCUACAGCAGUGCAGGCGCGAGUGGAAGACGAUGAAAUCCCGGGAGAAAUUGAGAUGCCAAUAUGGCCGACAGGCUUGGGCCAGGAAGACGGGGUGUUGCAGGACGAGAAGAUACCGAUACGACAAGUGCUCUCUGCACGCGAGUUUUCAGCUGAGCAGCUGUCCAACUUCAAGCGCUACCAUCGUCUGAAUGCAAUCACUCUUGCUCUGAGGAUGCUCUUGCAUCUCCGCGUCGGGCCCAAUCACUUCUACUCGCUCGUGCCAUCGGACGAUCCAAUGGACAGUGCAGGCCUUGAAACUCCUGAGGAUAUCGGCCCUCUUUCAGACACCAACCGGCUAGCCGAGAUGCUCGCUCUGACUCGAAAGCAGAUGCGUUCGUUGGGCAAUCUGGAAGACCUUUUCUAUGUGGCACCUCGCAUCCAAGCGCAGGCUGCCAGAGGUGGUCUCCAACAAGCCAUCAAAGAGCUAACGGCUGAGUUUGAUGCUGGGCGUAUAUCACUGGCUGGGUUGAUCGACGGUUAUGGAAAAGCGGUGCUUCACACGGAUGAAGUACCCUCUGUCUCCGUCUACGUGAUGCUCAUACGGUCUCUUUCAAAGGUGGGAAGCCACAGCUUAGCCUACCAUGCCGUUGCCGCCCUGAAGAGGAGUACCCUACCACUAUCGGACCCUGCAAUCUUCUAUAUGCUGUUGCAAAUUGGUCGAGCCUGCGACUCUCGCUCGCUUAACCAUAUGCUACACUUCAUUGCAAAGGCAGAUAACCCCCUCAAUGUAAUUCACAAAUGGGAAAAGACACGUGUCAAUGGAAUGGACCUUCCUGUUCCGACCACUUUGAAUCCACGUCUUCUGAUGGUCUUGGUCUAUGCAUCUCUGAGGUGCGAGCAACCGACGCGGGCUGAAGCUUGGCUAACGCUCCUCCGCGAGGCGGACUAUGGAAGCAUGUGGAAAGAUGACCUGUUCAGAAGUUUUCUGGCCUACUACUCUCAGCACGGGAAUUGGGAGGAGGGCAAAAAGUGGUUGCAGCGGUCUGUGAAACACGCCUUGACAAUCGCCAACCAGUCGAUUGAUCGGCUAGCGCGGGUGAUAUACCGUAUGCUGGAUCUGUGUGUGCGUUGCUGCAAACUUGCAGAAUAUACCACGAUCCUCGAUGCGGCAGUCGAUGCAGGCAUUGGGCCACCACUGGUCGAUAAAACUCAAAAUGAUCGCAGGACAUUUCACCCUCGGACUCGAAGCAUUCUUCUAGAAUGGGAGUCGCUCCCUCUCCCAGACAAUGUUGAAGAGAGCCCCGCACGGGAAAAAGCUAGGUCGUUUCAAUUGGCAUGCAGGUCAUUGAUGGAGGAGCUCUCCGGAAAGCCCCAGGAAGCCCAGAACUCCCAGAGCAACAUGGAUAGCGAGCUGGUGCUGAUGGCACCUACGGCUCAAAGCCCGAGUCUCCGGUAUGCUGUACGAAGACCAACGCCAGAUUCCCCUGCAACCAGUGGCAGUCAAUCCUCGUCGGCUGAGCUGGACAGAUUGCAAAGUCAAUUUACCCAGCAAGAGGCCAUUAUUUCUCAAUUGAAGACGAAACUGGACCUUGCGGAACUGAGACAAAGGUCAUUCCAAGAAGAAGCAGCUCAAAGAGCACAGAGAUGGAUCAAAAGUACAUCCGAAUUAGCAGCGGAGCUCCGAGAAUCGAAAGAAGGGUUCGAAAAACUUCAGAAGCUGAAUGGACUGUACGAGAAGGAGCGCGCAAACAUGCGAGCGGAGAUGUCAGCCCUCAAAGUUGUUGCUGAACAAUUGAUGCAACAGCGACAACAGCAACCGAAACAGAACGCCUCGGUUUCACCAGAGCUGUCUCUCGAGAAGGAGAGUCUGAAAGGCGAAUCAUUGACGACAACAAUAGAAGAGGGGGUGUCGACUGUGCCCGAGCCAGAACAAGCACCAGUGAAAGUGGAGACCUCAACAGAGACCAGAGUCUCAACCAAAUCGGUCGCAACCGCUAAUCCACGGAAACAUCGCUCCAAGAUUGGUCACAUUUUGACCGCUGGAGAGGUCAGAAUUCAGACCUACUCGAAAAAUUUUGACAAGGAUUUCAGACCGAGGACGUUUAAACGAGUUCAGGUCAAGAUGCGACCAGCCGCAAGUUCAGCUCCGGCACCUUGA
This is a messenger RNA of Fonsecaea erecta, 2484 nucleotides long. RefSeq lists its product as hypothetical. The transcript has a single exon. The coding region runs from base 1 to 2484 and encodes 827 amino acids. The record is from RefSeq and is a predicted model, not a curated record. Lineage: Eukaryota; Fungi; Ascomycota; Eurotiomycetes; Chaetothyriales; Herpotrichiellaceae.